CCCACUCCCCAAACAGUCUCCCUCUCUCUAUUUUCCUCUCUCUAUCUCUCUCCCUGAGCCUAUACCAUUUGUGGCUUGGUGUACCUAAGUUCUUACAGAUCUUCCCGUGUUCAAUUCCCUCUGCGCUUCCUGGAUUUCUCUGUGUUGGAAGUCAAUCGGUAUUAUGGGAAGAUCGAGUUGAGACAAUCGCACUCUUUUGUCUUCUUCAGACAGAUCUCGUAGUCUUCAAUUGUGUACAAAUCUCAGGUUUUGACCUCCAAAGCCUUCAAUCUACCCAAAAAAUGGGGAAAUCUGGUAGAGAUUGGACACAGAUCUACGCAAUCUACGGCAUGGAGGAAGGCCAAACCCUAGUUUUCCUUCUAAUCCACGCCAUUUUCUUCUCAUUCCUCUCCAUCCUCUUCCUCCUCUACUUCAACCCAAUCUGCUACUUCUUCGGAUCACUCGCACUCCCUGCCGGAGCCGCCCGCUUCGCGGCCGGAUUCACCGGCUCCGUCACGGCCAUCUCCGCCGUCUGCCUCUUCUUUGCCGCCGGCAACAUGUUCUACUCCUCCGUCGGUCUCCAUUGGGACAUGGCCCAGCGCAUGGUCAGCGCGGUCAACGACUGGUCAACAGUGAAGUACGCCCUCGACGUCGGCUGCGGCCGCGGCAUCCUCCUCAACGCCGUCGCCAUGCAGCUGAAAAAGGAGGGAAGCUCGGGGCGCGUCGUGGGGCUGGACCGCCGGAAGACCACGGUUUCCACACUCCGCACCGCCGGGAUCGAGGGGGUGCAGGAGUACGUGACGUGCCGAGAAGGCGACGCGCGUCGGCUGCCGUUCUCCGACAAUUACUUCGACGUGGUGGUGUCGGCAGUGUUCGUGCACAGGGUGGGGAAGGAGUUCGGGCAGCGGACUGCCGCUGCCGCCGCGGAGAGGAUGAGGGUGUUGGGGGAGGUGGUGAGGGUGUUGAAGCCAGGUGGGGUAGGAGUGGUGUGGGACCUGGUACACGUGCCGGAGUACGUGCAGAGACUCCAGGAAUUGAGAAUGGAGGACAUCAGGGUCUCCGAGCGCGUUACCGCCUUCAUGGUUAGCAGUCACAUUGUCUCCUUCCGGAAGCCCAAUCACCUGCUCCUGGGUCCAGGGGAGGUCAGGCUGGACUGGAGAUGCACCAACAUUUGUUGAGAUUUCACCUUCAACUGUAAUUCAGACAAAAAAAAAAAAAAAUUAUAUAUACUUAAAACAGUAUUGAUAGUGCUUUUUGUUUUUUGUUUUUUGUUUUUUCAAAGUAGAUGUAGAUGUCUGGGGAGACGAAGCCGAGCCAGACGACGAUGCUUCUAUCUGAAAGAUGGACGUAUUGUUCUUAUGUUGUUCAUAUCUGUGUUUUCGUUUUCAUUUUCAUUUUAUUUUAGCUAUGUGUUUUUGCUUUCAGAAAGUAUUGAUACUUGUAUGGCCUCUGGAGUUUGAAUUAAUGAAAAGAUAUAUGAGAUUAAUUCAAAA
This is a messenger RNA of Vitis vinifera (wine grape), 1472 nucleotides long. RefSeq lists its product as uncharacterized. The transcript has 3 exons. Lineage: Eukaryota; Viridiplantae; Streptophyta; Magnoliopsida; Vitales; Vitaceae. The record is from RefSeq and is a predicted model, not a curated record. Bases 282 to 1157 code for a protein of 291 amino acids. Gene Ontology annotation, molecular function: S-adenosylmethionine-dependent methyltransferase activity.